Messenger RNA from Pyricularia oryzae 70-15, 6627 nucleotides. Its product is annotated as polyketide synthase. NCBI's taxonomy places the organism in Eukaryota, Fungi, Ascomycota, Sordariomycetes, Magnaporthales, Pyriculariaceae. Gene Ontology annotation, biological process: secondary metabolite biosynthetic process; fatty acid biosynthetic process. The transcript has a single exon. The coding region runs from base 1 to 6627 and encodes 2208 amino acids. The record is from RefSeq and is a predicted model, not a curated record. Gene Ontology annotation, molecular function: fatty acid synthase activity; 3-oxoacyl-[acyl-carrier-protein] synthase activity; oxidoreductase activity.
AUGAGCUCUCCAGUAGGCACGCCGCUGGAAACUCCGGCGUCACCAGCCAAUGAGCCUCUGCCUCUGUUUGAAGUCCCUCUUGCGGCUGAAGGGGCUGUCCUCGGUGACAACUUUGUUGAUGCCACCCAGGCCGCCGACAUGAACAGCAACGGCCAUCACCACACAAACGGUGCCAGCAAUGGGGCCAACGGCGCUAAUGGGACCAGCGGCACUAAUGGGACCAAUGGCAGUAUCCCAAGCCAGACCCCCAUCAACAACAUCCCAUCCACCCAAGACACAAGACAGAGCAAACUCCCACCACCAACCGGCCCCAAGUAUGAGCCCGUCGCCAUCGUCGGCAUGGCCUGCCGUCUUCCAGGCAGCGUGUCCGACCCCGAAGCCUUCUACGAGCUGUGCUGCCUGGGCCGCAGCGGGUGGAGCGAGAUCCCGUCGCACCGCUUCAGCAAGGAGGGCUACCACCACCCAAACCCGGACCGGCUGGGCUGCUUCAACCCGGUCGGGGGCUGCUUCCUGAGCGAAGACAUUGGGCUGUUCGACGCGCCAUUCUUCAAGAUCACGGAGCGCGAGGCCGUGGCCAUGGACCCGCAGCACCGGCUGAUCCUCGAGUGCACGUACGAGGCGCUGGAGAACGCGGGGAUCCCCAUGCACAGCAUCGCGGGGCGCAACGUGGGCUGCUUCGCGGGCGGGUCGUUUACCGACUACGAGCUCAACAACCUGCGCGACCUCGAAACGCAGCCCAUGCACCAGAGCACCGGCAACGCCCCCACCAUGAUGGCGAACCGCGUCUCGUACUUUUUCGACCUCCGCGGCCCCAGCCACACCGUCGAGACCGCCUGCUCCUCCAGCCUGACCGCCCUGCACCUGGCCAUGCAGAGCCUGCGCUGCGGCGAUUCGUCGCUGGUGGUCCUGGCCUCGAGCCACCUUAACGUUAUGCCCGACCACUUUGUCGCCAUGUCGUCCAACGGCCUGCUCUCGGGCGACGGGCGGUCGUACGCCUUUGACUCGCGCGCCAACGGCUUCGGCCGCGGCGAGGGUGCCGGUGUGGUCAUCCUGAAGCCGCUGGCGGAUGCGCUGCGGGAUGGCGACAAUAUCCGUGCCUUGGUGGUCGGGUCCGGAGUGAACCAGGACGGUCGCACCAACGGCAUCACCAUGCCCAAUGGGGAGUCGCAGCUGGAUCUGAUGCGCAAGGUGUAUGCGGACAAUGGGCUCGACCCCCGGGACUGCGGUUACGUCGAGGCCCAUGGGACGGGGACGAAGGUGGGCGACCCGCUGGAGAUGAAGGCGCUGCACGACAUGUUUUGGGAGGAUAGGAGCCCCAGACAGCCGCUGCUGGUGGGAUCUGUCAAGACCAACGUGGGACAUCUCGAGGGGGCCAGCGGUAUCGUCAGCCUGAUCAAGUCGGCAAUGAUGCUGGAGAGGGGGUACGUGCUGCCGAACCAUGAUUUCAGAGAGGGCAACAAGGAGAUACCAUUCGACGAGUGGGGCGUAAAAGUGCCAAGCAAGGUCAUGCCCUGGCCCAGGGGGAAAAAGUACAUAAGCAUCAACAGCUUCGGCUUUGGAGGUGGCAAUGCACAUGCUGUCCUGGCUGCGCCGCCAAGAGUCAAGACCAAGAAAGCGCCGUUCAGGCUACCAGGAGAGGAAGGACUCAGUCUGGAGGAGCUGUUGGAGAAGAGAAAGGCAGAUCGGGCGGCGAAUAGUGACCAAGCUGAAGUUGAGGGUCCAGGGGCUGAUGCAGUCCCGCCUCCCGUCAUUGACCAUGUCACCACCACCACCGCCACUGCUACCGCCAUUGCUAUCAACACCGAAACCACCACGGAAACGCCCACAGAAACCCCCACCGAAACCAUCACCGAAACUACAACAACCCCCAAACCCGAGCAGACACCCCACAAGCGAGUCGAGCCCAAGCGCCUCUUCGUCGUCUCCGCCAGCAGCAAAAGCGCCCUCGCCAAGCAAAUGGCCAACAUCACCUUCUACAUCGAGCGGCGGCCCAUCGCCUUCCAGAGCGCCGUGCUGCCCAACAUGGCCUACACGCUGGGCCAGCGGCGGUCCCUGCUGCCGUACAAGCACGCCGUGGUCGGGGCCGACAGCACCGCCCUCACGUCCGGCUUCACCUCGUGCCCCGCCAACCCCAUCAGGUCGACGCGGCCCCCGAGGAUCGGCUUCGUCUUCACCGGACAGGGCGCGCAGUGGCACGCCAUGGGCCGCGAGCUGCUGGCCUCGUACCCCGUGUUCCAGGCCUCGCUGGAGAGCUUCGACGCCUGCCUCUCCCGGCUGGGUGCCACGUUUAGCCUGGUCGCGGAGCUUACCCAAAAGGACGCCAAGACGUCGCGCAUCUCGGACGCCGAGCUCAGCCAGCCCGGCUGCACGGGCGUCCAGCUGGCGCUGGUCGAUCUGCUGCGCGACUGGGGCGUUUGCCCGGAUGCCGUGGUCGGGCACUCGAGCGGGGAGAUUGGCGCGGCGUACGCGGCUGGCGCGCUGACGCUGCACGAGUGCGCGGCCAUUGCGUAUUUCAGAGGCCAGUCGGUGCUGCAGCUCAAGGCGGCGUACCCGGGUCUCAAGGGUGGUAUGCUGGCGGUCGGGGCUGGGUCGGAGGAGGUCUCGGAGAUGAUCAAGACCAUGACCCCUGACCCGGCUCGGAGGGUGGUCGUCGCGUGUGUCAACAGCCCCGGCAGCAUCACGGCUUCGGGUGAUGUGGCGGCUGUGGAGGAGCUGCAGGCCAAGGUGGAAGAGAAGCAGCUCUUCAACAGGCGGGUGCGCGUCGAGACGGCCUACCACUCGCACCAUAUGGAGUUGGUGGCGGACUGGUACGGAGCUGCAGUCGGCCCGCUGGACCCCAAGGCAACCGACCUCAAGCCAAAGGGGGGCCGGCACGUCGUCGAGUUCUACUCGUCCCUCAAGGGCAAGAGGGUGCGGGACCUCGCCGUCCUCGACACCUCAUACUGGGUCCAGAACCUGACGCAGCCGGUGCUCUUCUCCCAAGCCCUGACGGCAAUGUGCACGCCGGCCGAAGGAAAGGACAACCUCGACCUCCUGAUCGAGAUGGGCCCACACCCAGCCCUCGAAGGCCCCGCCAAGCAGAUCCUCAAGAGCAUCGACGCGCUCUCCAAGAAGCCCACGUACCUCGCGUCGCUGGUGCGCAACAAAGACGCCGUCGACACCACGCUCUCGCUGGCGGCGUCGCUGUUCACGCACGGCCGGGCGCUCGACAUGGGGGCCGUUAACUUCCCGGUGCCGGCGGCGCGGGCGCUCAGGGUGCUGAGCGACAUGCCCAAGUACGCGUGGGACCACGGGGCGCGGUACUGGCACGAGAGCCGGAUCGGGCGGGCGCACCUGUUCCGGCGGUUCCCGCGCAGCGACGUGGUGGGCAGCCUGGCCGACUGGUCCAACGACCUGGAGCCGACGUGGCGCAACGUCGUGCGCGCCGACGACAUGCCCUGGGUCCGCGGCCACUUCAUGCAGGACAUGAUCGUCUACCCCAUGGCCGGCUACCUGAGCAUGGCGGUCGAGGCCGCCGCGCAGAGGGCCGUCGUGGCCGGCGUGGGCCAGAGGCAGGACGGGGCGGGGCACGAGGACCAGGACGACGACGCGCUGGCCGCCAUCGACAGGUAUGUGUUUCGCGACGUCACCAUCAGCAGGCCGUUUGUCAUCCAGGAGGGCGUCGAUGCGGAGAUCAACAUCACCAUGCGGCCCAACCCCGAGGGCACGCGGGAGUCGUCGGCCAUCUGGGACGAGUUCCGCAUCUUCUCGUGGAACCGCGAGAGGGAGUGGGUCGAGCACUGCCGCGGGCUCAUCCGCGUCGAGCACAAGUCGUCGCGGAUGGUGGGCGGCGACAGGCCGGGCAGCCCUAGGACCGUCGGCACCGGCGUGCUGGGCCAGGUCAACAACGUCCACGACGCCAAGGCGGACGAGGCCGCCCGCUUCGAGGCCAAGAAGCACGCCAUCUCACGAGCCUGCACCGAGACGGUGGCCGCCGAGGACAUCUACAGGGACCUCGAUAGGGUGACGGCGAAAUAUAGCAGGGAGUUCCGCUCGAUGGAGAACUGCUCGGCCAGCGACACGGCCUGCACCGCCGACGUGGUGGUGCCCGACACGGCGAGGACCAUGCCCAAGGGCUUCGAGCCGGCCGUGCACAUCCACCCAGCCCUGCUGGAUCAAUUCACCCACGCCGCAUGGGUUGUGGUUGGUGCCGGGAGGGGCAAGCUGUCUUCGCUGUUCAUGCCUCGCUUCUUCAAGAGCCUGUCCAUCUCGGGAAAUCUGCGCCACCACGUCUCCAAGCCAGGCGACAGGAUGCGUGUGUAUGGCAGUGGGAAUCCGGACUUUUCCAGCCCUGGGUCUACCACGAUAUCCAUGUUUGCCACAGACAUUGAGGGCAAAUCAGAAUUGAUUUCGAUGGAGGGGCUGGUCCUGGACCCUAUUCAUGACGCUGGGGGGCAGCAGGUCGACCAAGGGGUUGCCAGGGAGCUGUGCUAUAAAAUAGAUUGGGUUCCUCUCCAUGGCGAGAAAGUCACGACGGUCACGUCACGAUCCGAGGAUCGGAAUAAGACGACUCCAGCACAAAAUACGAAUAGGGAGAUAUCAGACAGCAUAAUGAUUGUUGGACCGCCCACCCAGCAAAACCCUACCACCCUGACACUGACCGACAGUCUCGAGCAGCAGCUGUCGAAACAUGUUUCCAGCAGCACCGGACAAUCCAUCACAUCCAUUCCUCUGGAAACUGGUUGCUCAGAAGGAGCAGACACGUCUCCAUACGUCGGCAAAAUCUGUAUAGUCACUGCAGAGCUAAAUGGCUCACCACUCCUCGCAACACUCAACGACGCAGGCUUCGCCGCCGUACAACGCCUCAUCCUCUCCGCCAAGGGAAUCCUGUGGGUCGUGAGGGGGGCUCACACCGACGCCACAGAUCCCCGUCUCGGCAUGAUCUUUGGCCUGGCCCGAACUGUGCGGUCCGAAACUGGCAUCAAGUUUGCUACCCUCGACUUGGACGGGAAGGCCAGUCAGGAUGCUGCCGAGGAAAGCAGGCUAAUUGCAGAGGUUGCCUGUCAUGUCUUUGGCAAGCGGCCUAGCACCGACGAAAACGAUAUCGAUGCAGACGGCGACCCAGACAUGGAGUUCCAAGCCAGAGACGGAAUCCUCAGCGUAGCCCGCGUCAGCAACGACACCACCCUCGACUCCUUCGUCGAGCAGCACACCAACGCCGCAACAGCCCCAUACCCACAGCCCUUCCACCAGCCCGGCCGCCCCCUAAAGCUCGUCGCCGGGACCAAAGGAGCCCUCGACACCCUCCACUUCGUCGACGACCUGGUCAACAGCCCCAGCAGCCCCCUGAGCGCCGACGAGAUCCUCAUCGAGGUCAAGGUCACCAGCAUGAACUUCAAGGACGUCAUGGUGUCGAUGGGCGAGGUGCCGUCCCCGUACCUGGGCGUCGAGUGCGCCGGCAUGGUCGCGGCCGUCGGCGCCGCCGUGCACGACCUCAAGGUCGGCGACCGCGUCUGCGCCAGCUCCGAGGGCGCCUACUCGACCUACACGCGCUGCCGGUCCACCAGCGCCGCCCGCGUGCCCGACGACAUGACGCUCGAGGCCGCCGCCACCGUGCCCGUCGUCUUCGCCACCGCCUACUACGCGCUGUUUGACGUGGCCCGCCUGCGCAGGGGCGAGUCGGUGCUGAUCCACGCCGCGGCCGGCGGCGUCGGCCAGGCCGCCGUCAUGCUGGCGCGCAUGGUCGGCGCCGACGUCUACGCCACCGUCGGCAGCGCCGCCAAGCGCGAAUUCCUGGUGGAGACGUACGCCGUCCCGGGCGACCGCAUCUUUUACAGCCGCGACGUCUCGUUUGCCGCCGCCGUCGGGCGCGCCACCGGCGGCCGGGGCGUGGACGUGGUGCUCAACUCGCUGGCGGGCGACGCGCUGCGCGAGACGUGGGAGUGCGUGGCGCCGUUUGGGCGCUUCGUCGAGAUUGGCAAGCGCAGCAUCCUGGCCAACGCCGGGCUGGGCAUGGGGGUGUUUGACCGCAACGCGACGUUUGCGUCGGUGGACCUGACGCUCGUGGCCCAGGAGAGGCCGCGCGUCAUGCGCCGGCUGCUCGACGACGUGUUCCGGCUGCUGAGCUACGGCGCCGUCCGGCCCAUCUCGCCCAUCACCGUCUUUGGCGUGUGCGAGGUCGAGGCGGCGUUUCGCACUCUGCAGGCCGGCAAGGCGCACGGCAAGAUCCUCGUCACGGCCGCGCCGGGCGAUCUGGUCAAGGCGACCUACUCGCCGCGGACGUUUGAUCGGCUGUUCAGGGGCGAUGCUACGUAUGUUGUCGUUGGCGGGACGGGUGGAAUCGGGCGGAGCAUCGUCAAGUGGAUGACAGAAAAGGGGGCGAGGCACGUGGUUGUUGUGUCUCGAUCCGAUGCUGUCUCGCCCAAGGUGGCUGACAUGAUCAAGGAGGCCGAGACUGCCCACAGCGCAAAGGUCUCAGUAUCUCGGUGUGAUGUUGCCCAGGUUGAAGACGUAGAGAGGAUGAUUGCGGAGAUUUCGUCGGCUGGCAUGCCUCCCAUCAGGGGCAUGAUACACAGCGCCAUGGUGCUCGAUGUAAGGCAAACCCAACCCCCCCUCUCCUCUCUCAGUACCCAAAACACUAACCAGUAA